Molecule: messenger RNA, 1817 nt
Organism: Ruditapes philippinarum (Manila clam)
Lineage: Eukaryota; Metazoa; Mollusca; Bivalvia; Venerida; Veneridae
Product: galactosylceramide sulfotransferase-like
Exons: 2
Coding region: 443-1615 (390 amino acids)
Biological process (GO): glycolipid biosynthetic process
Cellular component (GO): membrane
Molecular function (GO): galactosylceramide sulfotransferase activity
Source: RefSeq, a predicted model, not a curated record
UUUGCAAAUGAGAUUUAAAAAUCACAAAAUAAACACAAAUUCAUUAUUUGACGUAAAGAAUCUAAAGUAUUUUGUAAAAAUAAUUGUAACUGACCAUACUUUGAGAAUUAAUAUACGGAUGUGGAGAUGUUGUGUUUGUCAAGUGUAGAUUCUGAGCCGCAAACUGUUACAUAUUUUCACUGAAUAGACCUUUCAACUAUACUUAAGUAUCCUUAUACAAUCUAUUACCAUUUCAUUUGUUGUGAAUCAAUGUUUAAUUCAAAUAAAAUAUAAAACCGUUAAAGUUAUUCUUUUAGCAGAGAGUAUGUAUGACAUAAACAAGCCAAAAACUGAUGAUUUUUGUUCUAACGGACAUGAUGAAAAGAUCGGUGAACAAAUCGAGUAGAUAAUAUUUGAUUUCAUCUAGUGUAAAAGGAUUAUUUUAAGAGUGACUUAUUUUACAAUGAAUUUUCGCUUAGUAAGGGCACAGAUGAUUACCGGAUCGAUAAUUGGAACUUUGAUGUAUGUGCUUGUGAAACAUAUAAUAUCUCAAGUUUCAUACAAUGAUAUUGGUUUAAGACCCAAACUGAUGGACGAUAUUUUUGUUAGAAAACGUCAACUUCAGAGCGGUCAUCCAAUUACAGAAAAUAAUACAGCUAAACAUGAAGUUCGUCAUAUAGCAUUUGUAAAGGUUCAUAGAACAGGGAGCGCAACGCUUAAACAAAUAUUUCUUAAGUUUGGACACAUCAGAAAUCUGACGUUUGUGUUACCAAACCUCCGGUACACACACACAAGAGGGGUUAUCAGUGAAGUGGAAUCUUUAACAAACAAAAAUAUUCUGCCACCGCCAAAAUCGCAGCCUUAUGACAUAUUGUGUCAUCACGUGAUAUAUAAUAGAAACUUUUUCAAAGCAAUUUUCCCAAAAGAUACUGUUUAUAUUGGCGCCGUAAGAGAUCCUAUUUCUCGAUUCCAGUCAGCUAUAUACUUCUUUGAACCUAAGUACAUACUUCAACUCCAAGGAUUAAAACCAUUAUCAACAUAUUCCAGAAACCCUCUUCUCUAUGAACCAACCGAUCCAAGGAACUCAAUGACCAAUAACAGAAUGGCAGUGGAUUUUGGGUUCCCCAUACACCUGUUUCCCGAUCAUUUAAGAAAUACAUCCGUCAAUGAGAUAAAUGAAUAUAUAAAGCAAUUGGAUACCGAUUUCCAGCUUAUUGUUGUAAAUGAGCUCUUUGAUGAAUCACUUGUCUUGAUGAAAAGAUUACUUAACUGGAGCAUCGGAGAUAUUCUUUAUCUACGGAAACAUGUAACAAUUACAACGUCUAGACGAAAUACUUUAUCCGAAACAGAUAUUUUGAAUAUUAAAGAUUUUCUUUACUUAGAUUACGCGUUAUAUAAUUUUGCUGUGAGUCGAAUAAAAAGACAAAUCAGGGAAGAAGGUGACACUUUCAAAAAGGAGGUGGCAUUUUUCAAGAAUGUAAAUACAAUGUUUGAAGACUAUUGUAGUGAUUUAAAGCAACAAGUCAGUCCUCGUUAUUUUCCAGGUACAGACUCAAACAGGGAAUUUGAAUUCUCACAUAUUGAUUGCCUGCUUUUGAAAAUGAAACUAUUAAACUCAGAAAAAAAUAGUAAUUAAAGCUUAGCUGAUUACAAAUGUAAACAUAAAAUUCAUUCAUGACAUCUUAUGCACAAUCGAUCUCUGCUUUUAUUAUUGUUUAUAACAGUAUAACUAACUUGCAAUUAGAUAUAUUUUAUCAUUUAACCGACACAAAAAUUGGCAUUUGUAUAUAUGACAAACAUAUAAAAGUAUUUAACUAAUAUAUUUAGUAUUGAUUAUG